AUGACAGAGCCAAAGGCACAAUAUGAUGAGUUGUAUAAGAUCAUUUUGGUUGGGGAUUCAAGUGUUGGAAAGACUAGUUUUUUGAUUAGAUUAACCAAAAAUGUUAUAAAAAAAUAAUCACAACCCACGAUUGGAGUAGAAUAUGCAGCCUAAUCCAUCUUACUAGCAGAUGUGGAUAAAAUUGUCAAAUCUGUGAUCUGGGAUACUGCUGGAGCUGAAAAAUACAAAGCAAUUACAACAGCACAUUAUCGUAAAUCCGAGGGAGCUCUUUUGUUUUAUGAUUUAUGCGAUAAGACUUCGUUUGAUAAUGUUUUAAGUUGGCGUUAGGAAAUUAUAUAGCAUACAGAUGAUAAAAUUAUGAUCAUGCUAAUAGGGAACAAACUGGAUUUAUUGUAAGACAACCCACAAAAUCGGUGUGUAUCUGUCGAAGAAGUAGAGCAAAUCUGUUAAUAACACAAUAUGCUGUAUAAUGAAACAUCAGCAAAGGAAGGAACAAACGUGAAGGAAUGUUUUGAAUAAUUAAUUAGGAAAAUAUAUGAGUUCAAAUAACAAAAUGUGGAAGAAGAAUUUCCAAGCCAAAGAAUUGAAAUCGAAGAUGAAAAGUCUGAAAAGAAAACAUAGGAACAACCACAGCCCAAUGUUCUAACUGUGCCUACUAAACAGAAUAGAAACCCUUCUGACAAUUGUUGCGGAUCUACUUGA
This is a messenger RNA of Paramecium tetraurelia, 702 nucleotides long. RefSeq lists its product as uncharacterized. Gene Ontology annotation, molecular function: GTP binding; GTPase activity. The transcript is spliced from 5 exons. NCBI's taxonomy places the organism in Eukaryota, Ciliophora, Oligohymenophorea, Peniculida, Parameciidae. Gene Ontology annotation, cellular component: endosome. The record is from RefSeq and is a predicted model, not a curated record.